Messenger RNA from Jaculus jaculus (lesser Egyptian jerboa), 1792 nucleotides. It is a transcript of the gene Ska3, whose product is annotated as spindle and kinetochore associated complex subunit 3. Bases 73 to 1314 code for a protein of 413 amino acids. NCBI's taxonomy places the organism in Eukaryota, Metazoa, Chordata, Mammalia, Rodentia, Dipodidae. The record is from RefSeq and is a predicted model, not a curated record. Gene Ontology annotation, biological process: mitotic cell cycle; chromosome segregation. The transcript has 9 exons. Gene Ontology annotation, cellular component: spindle microtubule; outer kinetochore.
ACGAGUGGCGGGUUCGUAAGUAACCGAAUCCCGGAGUCUCGGUGCUGGACUCCUGCUCCGCUAACUCUCAACAUGGAUGCGAUCCGGAGCUUUCACGCGAAACUGCGGUCUUUGGCCAGGACGCUGGACUGCGAGACGGCCCGACUGCAGCGAGCGCUGGACGGCGAGGACAGCGACUUUGAAGAUUACCCAAUGAGAAUUUUAUAUGACCUUCAUUCAGAAGUCCAGACUCUAAAGGCUGAUAUCAGCAUUCUUCUUGAUAAAGCAAGAUUGGAAAGUCAAGAAAGUAUUGGUUUCAUAAAGGCAACAAAAGUACUGAUGAAAAAAAAUUCGGCGGAUAUCACAAAAAUAAGAGAGUUUUUCCAGAAGUAUGGAUAUAAUACACGUGUCAAAGAAAAUUCAGUAUGUCAGCAAGAAGUCGUUGACUCUGCCCCAGAGUUGGCUCCAUGUGAAGGUUUCCAAAAGCCUGGUGUGCAGGAUGAUCUGUCCAGUCCAUGUGCUCUGAGCAGUUCUGCUUCUGAGAAGCCUCCACGCAGCCCACAACUUUCAGAUUUUGGACUGGAGCGGUACAUGAUCUCCCAGGUCCCGCCAAACCCUCCCCAGGCAGCAAAUAGCCGGAAGGAAGAGUGCACAGUUGAAACCCCACCUGUCAAAGAAGCACUAGUGAAAGUGCUAAAAACUCCCAAAUGUGCUCUUAAGAUGGAUGAUUUUGAGUGUGUAACUCCUAAGUUAGAACAAUUUGGUAUCUCUGAAUAUACCAUGUGUUUAAAUGAAGAUUACACAAUAGGACUUAAAAAGAUGAAGAAUGUUAAAAGUGAGGAGGCCACGGGAACAGCACCUGUGACCAAUGAUCACUCUCUUGUCACUCCCGGACCCAUAAUCCAGCAGCUGGAAAAAAAUGAUGCUGAGUACACAAAUUCCCCCUUGGCACCAAAAUUUUGCACUCCUGGUUUGAAAAUCCCCUCCACAAAGACCAGUGCAGCCUUGGUAUCCACAAGUUACACAUUAUCAAAAUCAAACACUUGCAGUGAUUUGGAGGUUAAGGACUGUACUCAGUUGACUCUGAACUCAGACGAGUGCUAUGAGACUUUUGUAGAUCCUUCUUCUCCUACGGUUUCUUCUUACGAAAAUCUGCUCAGAACACCCACACCUCCAGAAGUAACUACAAUACCAGAAGAUAUCCUCCAGAUUUUAUCAAAACACAACUCAAACCUAGCUACUCCACUAGCAGUUAAAGCAGUGCCAACCAGGAAAGGACUCCUCAGGUAUGAAGGGCAGAACAUCAAAGGUGCUGGUAACAAAGAAAACUGGUAAAAGAAUUCUAAUGGAUGCAUCGAUUAUAGAACAGAAAGAGAUGGAGCAGAGCUAGAGUUGUUUCACAUUCUCUUCUUUUUGCCUUUUUAAAACUAAACCAUUUUCUUCAGGGACAUGGGCAUUGAUGUCAUAAUAUGCUUGUUUUUGGUAUUUUUGGUUUAACCUCAAGCUUUCUGACAUAUAAAGAUUAUAACUAUCUCACUGAUACUAAGUUACUCUUAGUUUAACAUAAUGGUCUAAGAAACACCAGAAAUUAGGAUGUUUUUUAAAAUUUAUUUGUAAGCAGAGCGAAAGGGGGCAGAAGGGAGAGAGGGGUAAUGGGUGGGCCACCACAAAUAAACUAUAGAUACAUUUGCUUUUUACAUGGUGUAGCAGACAGCUUCAGGUUUGCUGAGAUGAACUUCCAGACCAGGCACAGUUAAGGAGGAAGGGAUUUAUUGAAACUUAUAGAUCCAGGGGAAGUUCCAUAAUGGCAGAA